AUGGUUUCCACUCAUAAUAAGGAGAAACCUUGGGAUACAGAAGAUAUUGAUAAAUGGAAACUUGAAGACUUUAAACCAGAGGAUAAUGCUUCAGGCAUGCCUUUUUCUGAAGAGUCAAGCUUCAUGACAUUAUUUCCUAAGUAUAGAGAGGUCUAUCUUAAGUCAGUCUGGAAGGAUGUCACUAAAGCGCUGGACAAGCACCAUGUUGCGUGCACUUUGAAUUUGGUAGACGGUUCCAUGACUGUUAGCACCACCAGAAAAACUUAUGAUCCAUAUAUCAUUUUGAAGGCUCGUGAUUUGAUUAAAUUACUAGCCCGUUCCGUGCCAUUCCCUCAGGCUGUUAAAAUUCUAGACGAUGACAUGGCUUGUGACGUUAUUAAGAUUGGUAACUUCGUCACUAAUAAAGAAAGAUUUGUCAAGAGAAGACAACGUUUAGUUGGUCCAAACGGUAACACUCUGAAAGCUUUAGAAUUAUUAACUAAGUGUUAUAUAUUGGUCCAAGGUAACACCGUGAGUGUAAUGGGUCCAUUCAAAGGGUUGAAAGAAAUCCGUCGUGUUGUUGAAGAUGCCAUGAGAAAUGUCCAUCCUAUUUACCAUAUUAAAGAAUUGAUGAUCAAAAGAGAACUAGCAAAGAAACCUGAACUAGCUAAUGAAGAUUGGUCAAGAUUCUUACCAAUGUUUAAGAAGAGAAACGUCGCCCGUAAGAAGUCCAAGAAACCAAAGAGAGAAAAGAAGGUUUACACUCCAUUCCCACCUUCUCAAUUACCUAGAAAGGUUGAUUUGGAAAUUGAAAGUGGUGAGUAUUUCCUAAGUAAGAAAGAAAAAGAAGUGAAACGUUUACACGAACGUAGAGAUCAACAAGCUGAAAAACAAGCUGAAAAGGAUAUUGAAAGAAGUAAAAAUUAUAUUGCACCAAAGGAAGAGAAAUAUGUAAGCUCUAUCGAGAAAUAA
Tetrapisispora phaffii CBS 4417 is the source of this 951-nucleotide messenger RNA. RefSeq names its product ribosome biosynthesis protein KRR1 (gene KRR1). The transcript has a single exon. Gene Ontology annotation, molecular function: RNA binding. Gene Ontology annotation, cellular component: small-subunit processome; nucleolus. Lineage: Eukaryota; Fungi; Ascomycota; Saccharomycetes; Saccharomycetales; Saccharomycetaceae. Bases 1 to 951 code for a protein of 316 amino acids. The record is from RefSeq and is a predicted model, not a curated record.